AUGACCGACGCUCCCGUUCCCGCGACCGACUCCAUGCGCAGCACUCGCAGCCCCAUCAACACUUGUCCCGGUCGACUCAACUUCCUCGUAGCAAAUCUCCUGCUCGCAAACAUUGCGCCGCCGCCUUCCAAUGUCAUGCCAAAGGCCAGUGAUUACAGCAAGACUAUCGAGGAGCUGAUCAAUCGUGCUGUUCAGAAGCUUACUGUCAAGCUGUACACUGUCGACGCCUUCCCCUCUGAUGAGCUGGUCAAGGAGUGGUCGCAGGAGUGCUGGAUUGUCACCUGCCGGGCGGCACGAAAGAAGUUUGCACCGCAGGAGGGAAAUGCCCGAAUCAUAAUUGCAAUAUCAAAGCGGAAGUCAUCGAUACGAUCUCAUCUUCGGGACACCGUGCGUGACAUGAUUCCGUCGACAUACGAUCUUGCUCCCGAUGCCGUCCGCGAGAACGUCCUGGUGGCGAACAUGACGAAAGUCACCCACCUACUGUCCGGUACACCAAAGCGCUUUGGGUAUAAGGACUUCGACGCAGCUGAACCGGAGAUCUAUGCUGAACUUCCGAUGCUCAUGCAUGCGCUGCAGAAGCAGCUCUUCAUCAAUGCGCGCGACACAGGCCCCGAGUUUCACACCGCCUUCGACCCGAUGCCCAUUCCCACACUUGCAUUUUUACUCACAUGCGCAGAGUAUGGUCUCGAUUCUUGGUCUGCGGGAAAGUUAGACCAGGCACACCAGUUCCGCACAAGCGAGUAUCGCGCCAAAUACCGGAGCCAUCUCUCAUGGCUGAUCGAGGACUGGGAGGCUCUCGAUGCCGAGGCGGUGAGGCAUGUUCGGCAUGAGAUGUACCAGCAAGUCUUACGAUAUGGCAAUAUCACCAUACAAUCAACAACUCAGAAGACAGAGAAGGCUUCUGACGAGACCCGUGAACGCAUGCGACGCGCUCUCGCCACCCGAACGUUUGGUACACGGCACGACGAUGACUUUUAG
Molecule: messenger RNA, 978 nt
Organism: Phanerochaete carnosa HHB-10118-sp
Lineage: Eukaryota; Fungi; Basidiomycota; Agaricomycetes; Polyporales; Phanerochaetaceae
Exons: 6
Coding region: 1-978 (325 amino acids)
Source: RefSeq, a predicted model, not a curated record